Frieseomelitta varia is the source of this 5999-nucleotide messenger RNA. RefSeq names its product anoctamin-8 (gene wwk). The transcript is spliced from 17 exons. Gene Ontology annotation, molecular function: chloride channel activity. The coding region runs from base 76 to 3468 and encodes 1130 amino acids. Gene Ontology annotation, biological process: chloride transmembrane transport. The record is from RefSeq and is a predicted model, not a curated record. NCBI's taxonomy places the organism in Eukaryota, Metazoa, Arthropoda, Insecta, Hymenoptera, Apidae. Gene Ontology annotation, cellular component: plasma membrane.
CAUAGAGGGAGCGAGUUCAGUUCAGGCGCAAGGGUCCUCGGUUAAGGACGCGACGGUCCUGCUAAUCGGGACACUAUGCCAGGCGGCGAGGGGUCCCCGAUCAAUCUCCUCGACCACCGUACAUCGACCACCUCCGGCGAGUGCGCGAACAGUGACGAAGAUGAGAGGACGACGGGCACCGCUUCCAGCACGAUGACGACCGUCCUCGCGGGCGACGGUCUUAGACGGAGGAAGGUCAUACACGCGGCCAAAGAAACCUUUGACAAGGCAUCUCGCCUACUCCGACGGAAAAUACCAUGCACAGGCCACUUGAUGACCCCCCGCCGCCUAUGGAUACAGAAAGUUCCAACUCAGGAGUGCGACGUCGUGAUGAUGUUCCCGAGUGGAGCAAGCGACGAAACCCUGAUGUGGCUCCUAGGCCGUCUUCGGGCCGGUACUCCGGGCCUAGUGGUACACGUGCGACAUCAUACCUCGUCAGACACUUAUGGCUUUUACUUAACAGCUCCCUUUAACGUACUAUUGAAAGCUGCCGAAGAGAUACAUUUACCAAAAUCCCUACGUCAAGAAUUCGGUGGAGGACUGAAGGAGUUCAUAGGUUCUGAAUCGAGCUGCUUCGAAGGUAGCGACGAUGAGGCUCGAUUCUUCACCACUCAGGAAAGGCAGUCGUUGGUUUUGCACCUGCUGCACACACUCAGGGCGGGCCCGCAGGAUCUUCACAGUCUACCCGGGCUUAAGAUGGUGGAAGGUCAAGCAAUCAUUCCAAAAUGCCUUUCUGCUGGGAUUAUAUCCCAGGUCUUCCCUCUCCACGAAUUGCCUGCGUUGGAGAAGCUGCAACGAACAUGGGUCCGCGCGUUCCUUAGUCCCCAACCCCUGGACGACAUUUGUAAAUACUUCGGUGUCAAGAUCACCAUGUACUUCGCGUGGCUCGGUCAUUACACCACCGCUUUGAUCGUUCCAGCUGCAGUGGGUGCCAUAUAUUGGGUCGGCAUCAUCGGCAGGAACCAAGCGGUGGAAGACGUGGCGUACGUUCUGUUCUCCGUCUUCAACGUAAUCUGGGCCACGGUUUAUCUGGAAACCUGGAAGAGAAGGGGCGCCGAAUUGGCCUACAGGUGGGGUACCUUGGAUCAAAGAGACGACCUACUUGUCGAGCCUAGACCCUUGUUCACGGGCACUUUGGAAACUUCACCUGUAACAGGAAGACUGGAGCCAACUUACCCUAGAUGGAAGAGAAACAUGUUCCGGUACUUUGUCAGCGUUCCUAUUAUCGCGGCGUGCUUGUUCUUCGUUUUCAUCGUGAUGAUACUCAGCUUUCAGAUACAGGACUGGUGGGACGCUCGUCUGGAGUCGAGGGGAUAUGGAUUUUGGCUGAGCUACGUGCCAAAAGUUUUACUGGCGAUUGUGAUAGCUUUAAUGGACGAGGCUUACUUCAAAGUCGCCGUAUGGUUGAACGACAUGGAAAACUAUCGGCUAGACACCGAGUACGAGAAUCAUCUGAUCUACAAGGUGGCACUGUUUCAGUUUGUAAACUCCUUCCUAUCGCUAUUUUACAUCGCCUUCUACCUACAGGAUCAAGAGAGGCUCAAAGAGCAAUUAGCCGCGCUGCUGAUAGCGCGCCAGGUGAUCGGCAAUUUGAAGGAGUCCGCCGUGCCGUAUCUGGUAGAGCAACUGCGGCUGGCUCGGCUGAGUUUCGAGCUUUUUGGCGCGUUGAGCCCCAGCGAGGCUAGGCCGCCACCCGGCGAGGAUGACGACGAGUCGCGGAAGGAUUCCGAGGACAAGAGCGAACGCUCGGACGCCGGGAAGUCGAAACAGCCGAGAAACGUCAGCCAGGCCGAACUUGAGAGUUCUCUCUACAGAGUAGGACAUCCCACUAAUUCUCUACUUAGUGACGUUACGUUCAAGGUAUCUACCAAAAAGUACGACGGAGCGUUUUCAGAGCAUCUGGAAAUGCUGUCGCAACUGGGAUACGUUUGUCUAUUCUCUUCGGCUUUCCCGUUGGCCGCUAUGGCAGCGUUACUUGGAAAUCUUCUUGAGCUACGUGGCGACGCCUUCAAACUCUGCUUUGUCCUCCAAAGACCAUUUGGUCGAAGAGUCUCUAACAUUGGAACUUGGCAAAACGCGAUGGAGGCAAUGGGACUGGUGGCAAUUCUGGUCAAUUGCGCUCUGAUCGGAUUGAGCGGGCAGGUACAACGAAUGUUCCCGGAAAUGUCGGCGACACAAACGAUCCUGUUGAUAGUCGCUCUGGAGCACAUCAUGCUGGCGAUACGGUUCAUUAUAAUCUGCGCGAUCCCGGACAUCCCGCACUGGGUGGCCACGGAAAUGGCGAAGGUAGAAUUCCUGAGGCGAGAGGCAGUCAGGAGAUUGUCGUCCACUCCGUCGCCGGAACAGCAUCCAGCCACAGUCAUAGGGAGAUUCGUGGUGAGUCCAGCAGACGGUGAGAGCGAAGAACAACAACUGCUUUCCGAUCGCACCGGAGACGCGACGUCCUCCAGUCUUCCGGACACACCGACCCUAGCGUCGUCCACCCAGACACCCAGUAGUCCCCCAACACCUAGCGCAACAUCCGUACCAAGGAUCUCCGAAACACCUCCCGCGGUUCAGACUCCCGGUAGCGCGGGCAGCAGUGACUUAGCCACCCAAUUCCUCACCGAAAACAGUAUCGGCAGCGUUCGUGAUAUUCACAAUACACCUAGAUGCUCUAUUCCUGGUGGAGAACGAGGAAGACGUUCGAGGGAAUGGCUUCAGACCGAGACAGAGGCAUCGGGCGGCGCUGACCACUACAGUCAUCACUUGACGAUCGGACCUCACGGGGGAGUAGAUUGGGUGCGAAGAUUAGGUCUCGAAGCUGGCGGCCGAAAGUCCAGCGAUUCUGAAAUCAGCGGCGCCGGUGCCGUGAGUGGAAGCGGGGACGAGUUGACGCUUCACAGAUCCACCGAUUGCAUCGUCUCGAAGGAUCUUGCCUCGUCGUCGGACAGCGAUCUUCUCAGGUCCGCCCCGCCGUGGACAGUGGCCCACAGAAACCAAAAGUUCCGAUUCUCGCCGGAGAGGGAGAGGGAACGGGAGAAAACGGAGAAGCAACAGUAUCAACAGCAUCAGCGAGACGUGCAGGACCACAAGCAACAGUCGUCCUAUUACGCCGAGAAGGAGAAGGACUCGAGCGGUCUGUCAGACUCGAGCAAGACGAUCUCCAGCCAAGAGGAGGAGAAACCGUCGAAGGAAGACAGGGAGGCGAAGAAGACCCGAGUGAAACAGAGCCUGAUGAAGAGAGCCCGGUCAGUGGCGAUCUUCUCGUUGAAGCUGAAGGAACGGAGGGCGAGGGAAGCUGAAUUGAAGGCGAAAGUCGCGGAGAAAGAGGCCAGGUGGCAACAGCCGCAGUCGUGUGUCGGUGGCGAGCUCUCUUGCAUACCCAUAGAAAAGCUUAUAUCCGUGGACGAUAUCGCAGCCAUGGAAUUACGCAGACUUAAUCAUUAGCCCGCUUAACGUUUUUCCACUUUCGUUUCACACGCUACGUAGGAACGAAGUUCGUCUGCGCCAGUGAUACUCGCUGCGAAACGAAUGUCACGUGUAAAUCUCGCGAGAAUCUCUGACGCCAUAUCAACCAAUAUAUGUAUAUCUAAAGGAAAAGAGGUUCCGCGAUGUUGCAAUCGGCUUACGACUUACUUUCUUCUGUAAAUAUCGGGGCGAGAUCGGUAACGCGCAUCAAAGAAACGGGAAGCGAAACAGGAGGGAAACAGAAAGAUGGAAGGGACGCGAGGAUGAACACUUUUUGCGUUCGUUACUUUUCAAACUUGCAUUUUUUUCUUUUCUUUUUAAAUUUCUUUCUCUCCUCUGUUUACUGCCCGAACACGGAACUAACAUUAAAAAAUUGGGACUUUUUAAUAUCGUUGUUGAACGAAAACUUGCUCAAUUUGAACGUUUUAGUGCUACUUCUUGUCUUGACGAGGGUUACGCUUUGCAAAGUUAAUAACGUACAUAGCUAAAGAAGUACAUAGUAUUCUUUCAACACAGAAGGCUUUCGGUUUUCCCUGAGAAUUUCGAUCCGACAGCAAGAUUUCGAGUGAGUAUCAUUCGCGCAAGUGAAGCAUGCGCAUCGAAAGGCUCAUGAGAAUUUCUAAAGAAAAAAACACAGAAAAAAAAAAGAAAAAGUAUUAGAGAAGAGGUACGACCGUUAAGUUUCAUCUGGUGUCGCGAUUCAAUGAAUAAUAAAAGUGAACGAAUAUGAACAAAGAAACGGCGCACAAAGUACAUUGAAGAUUUUAGACAGAGUUCCAUAGAGAUUCUAGAGUAUCGUCCUUUCAAGGAUCACAAUUUUAGUAGAUUAUAGUCGGCAUAACUCGGGAUAACGAUACCUCAGAAACGGUUCGUGCCACACUGUGCAAUAAUUGUUUUCGACUUUCGUGAACCUGAAACGAACGAAUUUCCAGAUGUUGCUCUUUCAAUUCUGUCUCUGGCUUAAUGGGUAAAACGAGAAAAUCGGGGAAAGUGAAUCUCGAGGGAGGAAAUGUAUGGGAAUAUAUGGAGUUUCAGAUAUCAUUGAACAAUUCUUUGUAUUUCCUUGGGGAAUUUGCUGCCUUGAAGGCGGCAUGUUUCGUUUCAACCUCUUGCGCUGGAAUGACAUGCCACUCACGUCGAGAAUUUGCACUUUUUUCAAUAUUUUUCAAUAUUUUCUCAGUUUUAAGUAUACUUAAAUGUAUAACCAUGAUAAGUUCGUUAUUUCUUAACAAAUGAUAUCAUACCGACGAGUUCAAAAAUAAAGCGACGAAUUAUUGUAUACGGUUCGGCCACUCGUUAUGGUCCGCGAGCCUAGUUAGCCAGCGCAAGAGUUUUAAACUGUCGGUUUCAAAAAAGGAACGUAUCACAGUAACUCGUGAGAGUUCGAGCCGCGUAGGACGAACGGUUGUUACGACAUUUGUAAAUUAUUCGAACAGCUGCUGCCAAGUAGCAGGAGAGCCGAAUUCGUAUAUCUCGAGUCGAGGGAGAAAAAAAAAAAAUGGAUGACAAGAUCAUCCUCCAUUGUUGUUGCUGAAGUAUAAGUUGUUACUUAAUGUUACCUAGAUGUUUAUAGGUUAACGAACUUUCGCUAAAUAGCUCUCUACGAGGUACUCCACCUAUACGAUACAACGUAUGUACAAAUGCACACACCGAGUUCACACGCGCCUACGAUUAAUCACUUGCCUUACAAUCUGUUUUGUAUAUGCCUUUAUUCCUAUCGCAUACGUACAAUCUCGAUCUAGCCGAUCUUCAGUUUCCGAAGCGCGAACGCAGUUUGUUUUUUUUAACUUCAAAUACGUAUGUUUGUGCUCUUAUUUAUCGUACGGUGUUCCGCAAGUUACGAUAAACGUGACGUUUACGCUGUGAGGCAAGCGGUUAAACGAGAGACAAUUUAAAACGCAGUUUUCGUUCAACGAAGCAUAUUUGGUGAAGAUUUAUUUAUGCUUCGCCGCUCGGUCGAGAUCGAUGACGAGACGAAACGGACGCCUUAGUCGAAGAAAGAAGAAGAGACGAAGAAAUUAACCCGGUUGACGAGCGAAAAAAAAUUGUAAGGACCGGUUUUUUGUAUAUAGCAAAUUAUUUGCAACGCGUGAGAAAAUUUGAUUCCAUGGCCUAGCUGACGUCCCGCGUCUGUUGCUGAAGUAGCGCAGUCGUUCACAUGAGAGCAACAGCACAUUUAACGACCUUCCGUUUCGACUUUUUAACGACCACUAUGAGUGAAUAGGUAGCGUUACGAUUAGACAUACAUACGCGUCGACAUGCAAGCACUGUUGAAGCAAAAAAAAAAAAAAAAAGGAAAAAAAAAGAAAAUAAACCAGUAUCGCAAUUGUACUUUAGCGUGCCCUCUUUGGGAACUGCAGGACUAGAAAAAAAAAACCGCGAAACCGAUAGAUUAGCCGCUUUCGUGAGGCGAAGUUUUAAAACAAAUGUCAGCGGAAAGCAUCUGUGUUUCUUAGAUGUUUUGUAUAAAACAGAAACUGAGCCAAUAAAAACAUUCUACGAAAGAAAAA